Molecule: messenger RNA, 1236 nt
Organism: Neolamprologus brichardi
Lineage: Eukaryota; Metazoa; Chordata; Actinopteri; Cichliformes; Cichlidae
Gene: sapcd1
Product: suppressor APC domain containing 1
Source: RefSeq, a predicted model, not a curated record
UUUCUCACACUCAUGCACACUCAUUCUCUCCCCGCGGUAUUAUUCUGAGUCAGCCAGUGGCAAGCUAUGGUUUGUUGUUUGUGGUCAACCCAGCUGUAUGGGGUAGCAGUAGCUGUCAGUGACUGAUCAGCUCUCCAUGGCCUAUCAUCCCUCCAGCUCUGGCUCCUACACUGUGGUUAUCAUCCCGCUUAAGACCAGUCUGUGCAGCGUGGACGCACUUCGCUUCUACCUAUGGAUUAAACGGUUGAAGGAUCUGGAGAAGGAGAAGGACGCUCUGUGGUCUGGUCUGGAGAUUCUGGAGAAGGCUCGGCUCUGGUAUCUCCAGCGGCUGGAGGAGAACGGGGCUUGGCAGGAUAGCAUCGAAAGCAGAAGUGGGUUUGUCUCCAGAAAUGAAGAUGGAGCAGAGGCUCGCUCCUGCCUCCUCAGGUCUCGUAUCCAGCGCGUGAACGGUUCACUGGGCUCUGUGAUGAGUGAUCCCAACGCCAUGACCAGCAGCAACCCCUCUCUGCUUGAAGCAGUGGCAGACAGUGACCUCCGGUGGCACAACUCAGUACUGACUCAGGCGGUGAAGAACAAGAACUGUCAAAUAUCCUUGUUAGAACAGGAAAAACACGCUCUCCUCAAUCAACUCCAUGCACUGAAGAACUGCUGACUAUAAGCUUACACGUGUAUUACACCCCAAACUUACAUUUAACUGGAUAUCAUACAGUUAUUUGCAUGUAAAUAUGUAUUUAAAUUAAUAAAUGAUAGUAAAUGAUACAUUAUUUUUUUUCUUUGCUUUGUGUGCAGUGAACCAGCCUGACUGGAAGGUUUUUGAAUAACUCGACUGACGUGUUGAAUGUGCUGCAUUUGUUAAUUCCUCAUGACUAUCAUUUAACGUUGACCUCUUUAUCAGCUCUCUGCUGCUGAUGACACAUUUAGGGUUAUGUCAACAUCCAAGCAUUUCCACAAAUUCGUUCCUGCACUAUUUGCCUAAUUAAAAUGUAAAAGUAUAUUAAAUAACAACUGCAAGUCCAGAAAAAGAUGCACGAGGCUUCAUUUGAACCGUAACACCUUCUAGUUUCUGUAAAUGUGCUUGCUGGGCACGUGAAUAAAUCAUAUUCUAACUGUAAGAGACUCUGUGAAUAUAUUCAGUUGUAUGUAGACGUACAGUUGAAUAAUAGAUACACCUGGAUCACUGCAUUGAUUCUUUAUGAAAUGAAAUGUUUCCAUGUUUGGAGAUACUGUCUGAAAUGG